AUGGCGCACAUCGUGGCCAGCAGCCAGCACUGCCUGCCCCAACAGCCCGGUCAGGCCCUGGCGCCCCUGCCCACCUCGCCUGCCAAGGCCCCCCUGAGGACGGCCGUGGCCGGGGCGCACAACCCGAACUCGGCUGGGGCUCGGAACAUGGGAAGUCAAGAGGGUGACAUGCUGGAAGCACAUCGGGACGCAGGGAAAGGCCCUUUGGGAGACAGGCACAAGUUCAUAAAGUUCAAGCUGGAAAAAAGAGGUGUACGGAAAAGCAGCAAGGAUGCUGAGGAGCCUGUUCAGUUUCACAAAGGUGGGGGAGAAGUGGGAAGGCAGUUCUUGGACGUGCCAAUGGAUCUUUGUGAUCGGACACUAAAGAUAGUGCAUCCAAGCGACAAGACUGUUCGGACAGGGAAAGUCCUCUCCUGGAACAGCCAGAAGAAAGAGCACAGGAUCACAUUGGCUGGUGGGGAAACUCUUGAUGUUGACCUUACAACGAGUGAUUGGCUCCUUUGCAAUGAGGCAGCAGCAGGGCGAGAAGCGACUACAAGGGAGGCAAAUGGAAAUGCAGCACAGGGAGACACCCCUCACACAACAAAUUACAGCUCAGACAAAACUGAUCGGGAAUUGGACUUUGAUGGUGUGGGAUCUGGAAAAGGCAGUCGGAAAAGGCCAGCUAACAUGGCGCUGGAUGAUCAGUUUGGCUUACCUCAGCUUUCGCAUGGGAUUGGCUUGAUACCUCCCAAGGGUCGUAGACCGUACAGACAGGGUGGCUGCAAGGCUGGACGGUACAUGAAAACAGAGGACCUUGUAGGACGACGGGUGCACAUGUGGUCAUCCAAAGAUUCUGUAUAUGUGGCUGCGGGUGUGGCUGAGUACGAUCGAAGUCAGGGCUUGCAUAAGGUCAUCUACUUGGAUGACACCAGUGAGUGGAUAAACAUGGAAUCAGCCAUCUGGAGACUUGGAACCAGUGAGCAUGAUUUCCUAUACCCAGAACAUUUUGACAGAGAUGUGCUGGGUCAGGAUGGCACCCGCGACCAGCUGUUGUCAUUUGAUGGGCAGAGAGACAUUGCGGCUGCUGGACUUGUGGCAUUAGCGGGUGCCGACAGAGGCACUGCCGUGGCAGCAGAUGCAAAUGAUGGCAUGGGGGCAGAUGAAGCACCUAGAACUACUGACAUGGGCCCUGAAGUCGGCAAAAAGUUGGUGGCAUCCUCUAUGGAGUUCCAGGUGCAUAAGGUGAACACCCCAAAUAGUGGGUAUCAUGUAUUGUGCUCCGUACCUCCUGGCACCAAGAUAGGCGAUGUCCACGUCACUUGCGGAAAUGCAUGCAUCAUCAUUGAACAUGGCAAGAACAAGAAGCAGGAG
This is a messenger RNA of Ostreobium quekettii, 1353 nucleotides long. The record is from the annotation of a GenBank genome assembly. Lineage: Eukaryota; Viridiplantae; Chlorophyta; Ulvophyceae; Bryopsidales; Ostreobiaceae.